AAUGAAUUAUUGGUUAUAUUGAAUAUACUUAAAUUUUAGAUAAUUUCAUUGUUUACACUUGUAUUUAUUAUUUUUAUAAAAUGGCAUAUUGUCAAAGUUAUACACCGGAUUAUUUUGCAUUAAAUGAUAUUUUAUCUACCGAAGAACGGGUGUCUUGUAAAAUUGAAAUAGAAUUGCUUGGUUUAGGUUUUUUGGAUUCUUCAUCUACAUCUAGAGAUUUAAAGGUAGGAUCAAAAGUAGAAUUUCCAUUAUGGUUAGCAGAAUCAUUAAAGAAUCUGAAAGAUUCAAUAGUUAGUAUUGAUAUACCAAAUAUAUAUAAAGAAGGAUACAGGGAAAUUUUAGAAGCAGAUGCUGAUGCUAUUGUCUUAAGUAAAUGGAAUCCAUUUUAUUAUGAAAUAGGAAUGCAUGUAAGAAAAUUUAAUGAUAGAGAUUCUGAACAAAUCACUGAAAGUUUAUUACAGACAUUUAAAUCUCGUUUUCGAUUAGUUAUGGACUGGGCUCAAAAUCCAAUAUCUGAUCCUACAUUAGUAAAUCAACUUCCUCGUCUCGAAAGAGAUCUUUUUCUUAUCGGUCGAAAAGCUAAAGUUCGGCUUUUAGAAUGGUUAAAAGGAGAUACAAAUAACAUUAUUUCUUCUGAAAUUACAACAAACUUGAAAAAACGUAAACGUGCACAAUUUGAGCUUAAUUAGUAAUUAUUUUAUAAAAAA
Molecule: messenger RNA, 707 nt
Organism: Apis mellifera (honey bee)
Lineage: Eukaryota; Metazoa; Arthropoda; Insecta; Hymenoptera; Apidae
Gene: Psf3
Product: DNA replication complex GINS protein PSF3
Exons: 4
Coding region: 81-689 (202 amino acids)
Biological process (GO): mitotic DNA replication initiation
Cellular component (GO): GINS complex
Source: RefSeq, a predicted model, not a curated record